GGUACUGCAGCCCCCCGAGCCUCUGCCCUGCCCGUCGCCGCCGGGUGCCGGGGAGCGGGGGAAGGACGGCUGCUGAGGGAGGGAAGGGCGAGGGGCGGGAGCGAGCGGCGGGUGGGGCGUUGUCCUUAAAUUGAUGGGAGGGGAGAAAGGGAUUCGGGAGCGCGAAGGGACCCGGUGGCUGAGAAAAACGACGCGGAGGGACGGGGCCGGUUUCGGCGGGCGGCGGAGGCGCGUUCGCAGCGCGCCGGGGGCAGUGGGCAGGGCCGGGCGAGCGGAGUCGGAACAGGGCUGCACCCCCCGAGCCCCGGCGCGCCCCUCUCCAGGCGGUGGAAGCGACGGCGUGCCGGAAAAUCCCGGCGGGGCAGCGCCGGGCGGUGUGCAGGCGGCGCAGGAGGCGGAGCGGGCUCCGGGCGCUCCCCGCCCUUUCGGCCGCCGCCUUUGGAAGGUCGGGCCAGGCGCCCGUCCCGUCCCUCCGGCUCCAUCUCUGGGAACUUCUCUCUGCCUUCACAGCUCCGUGCCGGAGAGUGGGAGAAAGGUCCCUGCUGCUUGCCCUGUCCUCGGUGGGCAGAGAGCUCUGACCUCCGCCGGAUGGGCUGCCGAUUUUGAAGCACUCUGCAGAGAUCUGCCUGGGAGGAAAAGCAGAGCCAAGGACUGAGAACUGAUGUGUGAGCUCUUGUGAGGACUGCUGCUCCCCCUGCCUUGGUGUGGGACCUCCUGAGCUCCCCUUCCUGUGCUGGGAGUGUUUCUCCUCUCAUCCAGCCAAGCCAGAGACCUCCUAGGGAUUCAAGCAGCGUGAAGACUGAAAGUGUAAGAAGAUGUGGGGUGCAGUGGAGAAUGCGGCAGGAGCACCCAACACACAAGUGCACGAGUUUUGCUUUUUGCUUGGAUUGAAACUCAGAGGUUGUAAGAAGUUUGGGAAUGACAUGGGAUGUUUCAGAAGAAGAGGAAGGAGGAGAAGAAGCAGAAAAAAUUAUUGUUACAGUCCUGGCAAAAUCUUUUGUUCUAGCUAAUAAAAGAAAAUUUUAAAAAAAGCAAAAAAUAUGUGUAUUUUAUUUCCUUCAAUAUUAUAUUUGUUAGUGUUAUAUGAUGUGUUGGUUUAUUUCUUGGUAUUAUGAACUCUGUGUAAUUUGUUUUUUGAGUGAAGCUAACUCUAUGGAUGGGUUGGUUUAUCUUUGAGGUAGGAUUAAUUUCAGUAGGUUUCUUUAAUAGACAUCUGAUACAUAUUGUUGGGAUUUUGGUUUUUUCUGUGGUAUGUAUAAACAUAGAGAUUUGUUAGGGCUAGCUUGUCUGCUGGUGUUUUGGGUGUUAAUUUAUUAGAUGGCUUUUGUAAAAUGCACUUUUUAAUUUUUG
Molecule: messenger RNA, 1350 nt
Organism: Serinus canaria (Common canary)
Lineage: Eukaryota; Metazoa; Chordata; Aves; Passeriformes; Fringillidae
Product: translation initiation factor IF-2-like
Exons: 3
Coding region: 134-655 (173 amino acids)
Source: RefSeq, a predicted model, not a curated record